Talpa occidentalis (Iberian mole) is the source of this 7227-nucleotide messenger RNA. It is a transcript of the gene ZNF436, whose product is annotated as zinc finger protein 436. Bases 629 to 2044 code for a protein of 471 amino acids. Lineage: Eukaryota; Metazoa; Chordata; Mammalia; Eulipotyphla; Talpidae. Gene Ontology annotation, cellular component: nucleus. The record is from RefSeq and is a predicted model, not a curated record. Gene Ontology annotation, biological process: regulation of transcription by RNA polymerase II; central nervous system development. Gene Ontology annotation, molecular function: RNA polymerase II cis-regulatory region sequence-specific DNA binding; DNA-binding transcription factor activity, RNA polymerase II-specific. The transcript is spliced from 4 exons.
AGAAGUCUCCUGUACAGUUAAGAGACAACAGGCUUCUGGGCACGUAGCCAAGGUUCUGGGGAUAUUUAUAACUUGAAGAGGGUGGGAGUCCCUAAUAAGCUGCUAUAUUCUUUUUCCAUCACUUCCCUCUCCAAGACUACAGCGAGCUCAGAGCUCUUCCCCACGCAGAAUGCCUGCUUUCCCUGCUGCUUGGAGUCCAUUGUCUAGUUUUCUCAUCCUGGCUGGGGCAAGAGAAGGCUGCCAGUCCUUCCGCUCAGAACUCCAGCUGAACGCAGCCUAGCUGUUGCUGGUCCUCUCUGGCUAACUGCUGUGGUCUCAGGGAUCUGCUUAUGCGCCUGUGGUUCCUCUGAGCUGCCUGAGUCUGAGGUCUAGGGAAUCUGUGAGUACUUGGAUCCGCCCACGAACUCGGGCGUUUGCCGGCAAUUCUACCUGCGGGUCUGAGCUAUCCGGGAUCUCCCAGUGAUCUCCCGAACCUCUACGAACGCCCGAAGUCUCAGAGACCGGCGCUUGCAAAUUUGGAAUCUGUUUGAGGCCUCUUGGAUCUAUUGGAUCUUUUGCACACCAGGCGCGCUGUCUGUUAGCUGCUUUUCCUGCUUUCUCUCCUGGGAGGCGCGUCCUUGAGCCCGAGAUGGCAGCCACCCUGCUCAUGGCUGGGUCCCAGGCACCUGUGACAUUUGAAGAUAUGGCAAUGUACCUCACCCGGGAGGAAUGGAGACCUCUGGACCCUACACAAAGGGACCUUUACAGGGACGUUAUGCAGGAGAAUUAUGGAAACGUUGUCUCAUUAGAUUUUGAGAUCAGAAGUGAGAAUGAGGUGAAUCCAAAGCAAGAGAUUAGUGAAGAUGUAGAAUUUGGGACUGCAUCUGAAAGACCUCUUGGGAGUACUGGAGAGGAGAAUCCUGAAAGUGAAGACACCUUUGAAAGCAGGGAUAGAUCAGAAAGACAGUGGGGAGAUUUAACAGCAGAAGAGUGGGUAAGCUAUCCUCUGCAGCAAGUCACUGAUCUACUUGUCCACAAAGAAGUCCACACAGGUAUCCGAUAUCAUAUAUGUUCUCACUGUGGGAAGGCGUUCAGUCAGAUAUCAGACCUUAAUCGACAUCAGAAAACCCACACUGGAGACAGACCCUAUAAAUGUUAUGAAUGUGGAAAGGGCUUUAGUCGGAGCUCACACCUUAUUCAGCAUCAAAGAACGCAUACUGGAGAGAGACCUUAUGACUGUAAUGAGUGUGGGAAAAGUUUUGGAAGAAGCUCUCACCUCAUUCAGCAUCAGACAAUCCACACUGGAGAAAAGCCUCACAAAUGUAAUGAGUGUGGGAAAAGUUUCUGCCGGCUGUCUCACCUAAUUCAACACCAAAGGACCCACAGUGGGGAAAAACCAUAUGAAUGUGAGGAGUGUGGGAAAAGCUUCAGCCGGAGCUCCCAUCUAGCUCAGCACCAGAGGACCCACACAGGUGAGAAACCCUAUGAGUGUAACGAAUGUGGGCGAGGCUUCAGUGAGAGGUCUGACCUCAUCAAACACUAUCGAGUCCAUACUGGGGAGAGGCCCUACAAGUGUGAUGAGUGUGGGAAGAAUUUCAGUCAGAACUCUGAUCUUGUGCGCCACCGCAGAGCCCACACAGGAGAAAAACCUUACCAUUGUAAUGAAUGUGGGGAGAAUUUCAGCCGCAUCUCACACUUGGUUCAGCAUCAGAGAACCCACACUGGGGAGAAGCCUUAUGAAUGUAACGCUUGUGGGAAAAGCUUCAGCAGGAGCUCUCAUCUCAUCACGCACCAGAAAAUUCACACUGGAGAGAAACCUUACGAGUGCAAUGAGUGUUGGCGAAGCUUUGGUGAGAGGUCAGAUCUAAUUAAGCACCAGAGAACCCACACUGGAGAGAAGCCCUAUGAGUGUGUGCAGUGUGGGAAAGGUUUCACCCAGAGCUCCAACCUCAUCACACAUCAAAGAGUUCAUACAGGAGAAAAACCUUAUGAAUGUACCGAAUGCGAGAAGAGUUUCAGCCGGAGCUCAGCUCUUAUUAAACAUAAGAGAGUUCAUACCGACUAAGUCCUAUAAUGAUGACUGAAAAAUAUUUCAUUUGAAGGUACAAUUUUAUUUGGUAUCAAAGAGCUCUUUCAAGACUGAGCUGCUUUUACUGUACUGAAUUUCCUUGUUGUGGGCCACACUUUAAAACAUCAAAGACAAGCCAUUUGAAAUUCUAACCCACAGCUUUGGGAAUGUUAUCCCCACCUCCACAAUAGUGAUUUUUAUUCACUCAAUACUAAUUAACUACUUUAUCAAAAACAGUCCCAUUAGUAACUGGAAAUCUGAAGACCAGGGGAUAAAUGCUGGUAAAUGCUCAGGCCUGGAAAUGGAGUAAAUCAUUAUGUUGUUUUCUCCCAUCCUUGGCCCAAACAACUGUGCUGGGUGAAAUGUUAGACUGUAAUAGGGAGGUAACAGCUGCUUUGGAAAAAGACAACCAGAGACUGCCUGAAUUGCCACACCUAUUAACUCACCAUAGUUGGGCACACACAUCUUCCCCUUCAGAGGGCUUUUUUUCUUGAGUUGCUCAUGCAUGUUAUCCUUCCUAAGAGCAGCGUCUACACAAUGAAGGCAAUGAUCAUAACUCUUCUCAUUGUUUCUAAUUUAGUUUUUAAAGCUUGCAUCUUUGUGAAAGUUAACUGAAGAUACAGAUUGAAAGGAAAAAUGAGACACAAGUUUGGGGACCAAGGACUCAUCAACAGUGGUGACUUUAACAAGAGAUGCCCACUGUAGUUUUGCCAUUAGUCAGAAUUUAUUUAUUUUCUUUGGAGAUCAUUAUAGGGAAUAUAUCUUCAAGGAAAGGUAGGACCAUAAGUGUUAGUGGAGUGUAAGGAGCAAGUGGAAUUGACCACUUUGGGAAGGAAGCACAGAGUCCCUUCUCAAGAAAUACAAGUUAUUUCUGUUCUCUUUCUGCUCUACCCUUUUAGGUCAGUUCUCCCUAUACUGCUAACUCUAAUAUUUGAUAAGGGCCACAUCCCAGUGUUUAUCUUAGCUUGCAUAAGAGCAUGUGUAUGUACAGUAAAAUGUGUAUUCGUAUGGUUUUUCCAAUAGAAGAAACUGAAUUCACACAGAAUUAGCAUGUUCUUGGGUGAUGUUGAUCAUGUGUCAGAACUACAGACAACUCCGAUGGGAGAAAUGUCCUUUUUCUCAUUCUUUAUGUAAAAAUUUUAAACACUAGUGCUCCAGUGUGCACUCUUUAAGAUCUGUCUUUGUACAGAACUAAACACUUCUUUAUGUGUAUCAAUUGUGGGAGAUAGUGACUGGACAAAUAGGUUGAUUGUCCUGUUCUCAGGCUGAAUUAUCUUCUCUUUGACCUAGUCACAAGGAAUUACUAAACCUAGAUAGUAAUGUAUUUCCAUCCUCCCAGCCUACAGAUAUAAGUGGUUAAAAUAAUCGACAAGUUUAAGCCCAGUAGUGUCAGUUUCUUUAUCUCAGUCUGAAAGAGUUAAGAAAUAUCCCAAAUGUUGCUAUUUAUGCAAGCAUUUGAGAGGUGUGGGGGAUGGAUACCCAGAAGAUGGGACUGGAAUAAGGAAUAUAUAUAUAUAUAUAUAUUUUUUUUUUUAAGAGUGCCUCAAGUUAUUUCUACUGUGCUUUAUUGUGAAUGUUGUAACAUUUAAAAAACACUUUCGCUGUAGCUCUUUGGAACUUGGUAUUAAAGGAGCUGGUGAUCUCUCUUGGGUAUAUAUUAUAAUGAGUUAACAUGACCCACCAUUGUGUGGAACUGCAUCCCUUGCAAAUGACAUAAUUUCAAAAGUAAUAGAAAGAAAACCCACUCCAUCAAGGAGGUUUCUUUAUGUUGUCACUCCUAUUUAGAUACAAACUUGGGCAGGGAGCAUGUUUUCUGUUCUAUACAAAAUCCAGCAUACUGGGUAAUCACAUUUUGAUUGUUGAAUGACUUACAUGUUCUUGAAGACUAAACUAAGUCAUGUCUUUUCCCACAGCAGUGUAGCUGAUGGUUCUAUUGAGUAUCAAAGUUCUGCUGUUUCUGUGAGUCACUUCAGGCAUCAGCUUUGGAGUGACCAUAGAAGACAGCAUCUCUAUGGCCUAAUUGUAUUCUUCUGUCUUUUCCUACUCUCCUGCCCCACUCUGGCCUUUCCUGCUGCUGAUUUUGGGCUUCUAAAUCCACCAGUCCUCCUCCAUGUACACUCUAGCUGGGAAGCUAAAAGGGCAUGGGCUAGACCAGGUCUAUGUCCUCUCUUUUUACCAGUUGCUGCCCAUUUUGCUGUAUUGAACAAUGUGUAGAAAUUGUACAUUGGACUCUUUUUGCUAAUGCUUUCUGCAUGCCUUCUGCUCCCAAGUCUGGCUGCUUCUGCACAUACCCUUAACACUGUGCCUGUUUUCUAUGGUUGUGGAGAGUAAGUGAACAAGUAAGUACUUAGAACAGUUUUCCUUAUGACAUUGGUCACAGUUAUCCUAGUGUCUGUCUACAUCUGUAUUCUAACAAUAUUCUACAAUUAAAAGUAUAAUUUUUAAAAUCAAAAAACUGAGAAUUGUUUUAGUAAUCCAGCACCAGUACAUAAAAUGGCUUUGCAUCAGAGUAAUUAAAAUUGGGCACAAUUAUCUUUAUAUUGAUGUAUUUGUCCAGAUGUUCUUGUAGAGAUUUGGAAGUCUAGUGUCUUCACACAUUAGUGAUCCCUCUGGUUAUUGUCAUAUUUUGAGAAAAUGCAAACACUUGUACAGUUUUCUAUGAAGAUUAGGCUGGUGUGAAAGACAUGGAACUAUUUGGUAUGGAUGACUCAUUUGCUUUAGAGGGAAAAAAAUCCAAAAGGGAAAAUGAGAGGAGGCUUUGUUACUUUAAAGAGAUAUUUUGGUAUAUCUGUUACGAAUAUUAAAACAAUUUCUACUGAAUUAGUGUUGGAUCCCAGAACAGUUGUACCCCUUAGAAAGUGUCAAAGAUUCUCUAUUCAUGACAUAGCUGCGCAGUCUGCCUAAGGCAGUGGUUAUGUAUUACCAGGGUGUGGCCACAAUUUUCAAAUUACUUACAAGUAAUUUUCUCUUACGAAACUUUUUUUUUUUUUUAAUAAGGAGGGCCAGUCUAGGCAGAGGUAGGGAGUGGUAGUGCUUUAAAUAGAGGAAAAACACAAAUGUAAAAGAAAAAUGUGAGUGAACCCUGUAGCCAAGAUUUGGAAAAGAAGAGAUUUUAUCAAAACACUUGUUAAAGCUCUCUCUACAUGUUCCGCAUUUUCUAUCUGCAAGGAAAGUUAAAGGGAAAUAAUAUUUCCCUUUAACUUUCCUGGCAUUUUCCGUUAAGUUUUUAGCAAGUUCCUAAAAACUUCCACUGAUGUGUUCCUUUAAUUUUGCUUGCAGAGAUAGAAAAUGCCAGUUCACCUGGAGCAAUGUAGCUAAGAGCCUCCCCUCAAAGGGUGUUUGACAUGUUAAUACUCACCAUCAUUGUUAUGAAAUGGUGUGAACUGUUCUUUAGGAGGCUAGCAGUUUAGGGAUGCCAUUGGGACCCCAGAGUAUACAGAGUGUACUGAAAUGAUAAUUUGUUAAAUGGUUCCAUUUAAUUUGUUAAGUGUUCCAAAAGUUAUGUUUCUUGAAAAGUAGCUCCUAUAGUUGGAGUAACGGACUCUGAAGUAUUGGUUAGAUACCCAUGCCUGCAGUGGAGUAGCUGUCUUGGCCCCUACUAAAAAGGUUAGUCAUGUGGGGUCUCUCCCUGGUGGGGCAGGGGUUAAAGUCUCAGCGCUAUAGCUUGACCUCUCCUGCCUUGCCCGCUGCUCCCCUCAGCAGCGUCUUUCAGUAGAUCUGCCUGUUUUGCUCCCCACUCUGUCUCUGGUGAACCCUCUCACACCCCCACACCUCUGGCUUCUACCCCAGUUCUUGUCUGGAAAAAUAAAUAAAAAUAAAUUUUUUACAUAUUUAAAAAAAAAAGGUUACUAGUAACAAAUAAUUUAGGGAUAAAAUUAAUAGAAAAAUGUUACUUUAAAUGCUCAUGGUCAGUUUGUAGCAUUUCAGCUUCUCCAAAGAUGGCUUUGUUUUCCUUCUGAGAGAAAGUGACCCUAAUGACAUCAAAAUCUCCCUUUGAGUUUCUCACAACCAACCCCUGCAGCUCCCUUGUAGGCAUCUUCACUCAGAAGUUACCCAUGCACCUGAAAAUCAGACUUUAAACUGAACUUUCUUCCACCACCUGCCAUCUACUUCUGUAUUUACUAACAUCAUUGCCUAGUUUAGCCAAGUUAGAAACUUACAUAUCAUUCUUGAUAAUUCCUGCUCUUUUAGCCACCCUCCCCAAAUCAGUAGUAAAUAUUAGCUGAAGAGUCAUCCAGUCAUGACCAUACCACCUUCUAAAUCCUUCUUAAACCCCCAACCUAGUUCUCACUACUAGUGGUGCAGACCCACCACUGUCCACAUAACCUUGGGUAAGUUACUUAGCUUUUCUGGUCCUUGGAUUUUCCAUGAAUAAAAUGGGGGUAGCUAUAACUCGCUCAUAGUGUUGCAAAGUUUAAGUGAGAUGAUGGGGCUCAAAAUAUUAACACUAGUUAUUCAGACCAUUACCAGGCCAUCAUCUAGAUUACUGAAACAACCUCCCAGUGAGUCUUUCCUGUUUUCAAAUCCAUUUUCUCUGUUCUCCCAUAUUGCAGCUAGAAUGAUCUUUCUGAAUGACAAAUCCCUUCAUGCCGCUCUUCUCUAUAAAACCUUGUGCUUCCCCUUGCCAGCAUUAGACAAUGAAAUUCUUUUAGUGUGAUUUAUGAAGAGGUCAUCCAUGAUCUGGCCUCUCUUACCCUCCUCUGCUUCAGUUCUUUGCAUUUUCCUUGCACUUGCAACAUUCCAAGCUGCAUCUCUUUCUCUCCACUCUUCUGGCCAACUCCUCCUGAUCUCAUGCCUAACUUGUUCUAGGAAACAUUUUUUUGAUGCUACAAGGCUGGAUUAGGUGUUCUUUUUCAGUGUUCCCUGGGUUUGUCCCAAUAAGAAAGACUUCAUCCCAGUUUUGUAAUUACCUGUUUAAGUAUUCAUUUCCUCCAUUAGACUUUGCUCUCCUUGAAGAAGUCCUGUGUCUUAUUCACUACUGUACCCUCAGCCCCUAGCAAAUGUUUGACUUAAGGGAGGCAGACAACAAAUAUUUCUUUGGUGUAUGAGCAGAGAAUAUGAAUACACUUCUUUCAGCAUGGCUGACAAUUUUUCACCACAGAAGCUAUAUGUGAAAGUACUGUAGAUACCGUGACAUUUUUUAAAGAUUAUGCAUACAAGGACUGGGGUACAGGCCAGAG